This is a messenger RNA of Struthio camelus australis, 1678 nucleotides long. RefSeq names its product adenosine A1 receptor (gene ADORA1). The record is from RefSeq and is a predicted model, not a curated record. Gene Ontology annotation, biological process: G protein-coupled adenosine receptor signaling pathway. Gene Ontology annotation, molecular function: G protein-coupled adenosine receptor activity. Gene Ontology annotation, cellular component: plasma membrane; synapse; dendrite. Lineage: Eukaryota; Metazoa; Chordata; Aves; Struthioniformes; Struthionidae.
CUCAGUUCAGCUCUGCCCGACGGGCCCCAAAUCGGGUCAGUCGCUCUUUAAACUGCUGCAGGAGCUGCCGCGUUGCACCAUGUGAUGCUCCAGCUCCUGCUGGAAGCUGGCAGAAGGCUGCGGGAGCAGAGCGGUGCAGGACACCAGGAGCUGUGCACGGCUCAGCUCACCGCAGCGGGGCCGGGCGGCACCAGCAGGACGCGGAGCCAAGCCGAGCCGGCUGCAUGGUACUUAGAGUCCUGAGCAUCCCUCUGGUGCCCGCUCAGCAUGUCCCCUGAGCUGCCCUGGGGGUGAAGAACUUUGUUUCUGCGGGGGGAGACACCCCCAAAAAGCACUUAGUUUCCAGGACAAGGUGACCGAAGGACCCCAGCACUUGUGGGGAGGGGGCCGGAGCAUCAUGGCACACCCCAUCUCAGCUUUCCAGGCUGCCUACAUCUCCAUUGAAGUUCUUAUCGCCUUGGUGUCCGUGCCUGGGAAUAUCCUGGUCAUCUGGGCUGUGAAGAUGAACCAGGCACUGCGGGAUGCCACUUUCUGCUUCAUCGUCUCGCUGGCAGUGGCCGACGUGGCCGUGGGGGCCCUGGUCAUCCCUCUGGCCAUCAUCAUCAACAUCGGGCCACAGACAGAGUUUUACAGCUGCCUCAUGGUGGCCUGCCCCGUGCUCAUCCUCACGGAGAGCUCCAUCCUGGCGCUCCUGGCCAUCGCCGUGGAUCGAUACCUGCGAGUGAAGAUCCCCGUCAGAUAUAAAAGCGUGGUGACACCCCGGCGCGCAGCAGUGGCUAUUGCUUGUUGUUGGAUUGUCUCCUUUCUGGUGGGACUUACCCCUAUGUUUGGCUGGAACAACCUGAACAAGAUGCGGAGGACUCAAGAGCUGAAUGCCAGCCACACAGAGUUUGUCAUCAAGUGCCAGUUUGAGACCGUCAUCAGCAUGGAGUACAUGGUGUACUUUAACUUCUUCGUCUGGGUCCUGCCUCCCCUGUUGUUGAUGCUGCUCAUCUACCUGGAAGUCUUCAACCUCAUCCGCAAGCAGCUCAACAAGAAGGUCUCCUCCAGCUCCACUGAUCCCCAGAAGUAUUACGGGAAGGAGCUGAAGAUUGCCAAGUCCUUAGCACUGGUCCUGUUCCUCUUCGCACUGAGCUGGCUCCCUCUGCACGUCCUCAAUUGCAUCACCUUGUUCUGCCCAUCCUGCGAGACGCCACACAUCCUCACCUACAUUGCCAUCUUCCUCACCCAUGGCAACUCAGCCAUGAACCCCAUCGUCUAUGCCUUCAGGAUCAAAAAGUUCCGGACAGCCUUCCUGCAAAUCUGGAACCAGUACUUCUGCUGCAAAACCAACAAAAAUGUCAACAGCACCACUGCCGAACCAGGCAACUAGGGGCUAAGAAAGAGCAGAGAGGCGUCCUCCAUGCCCAGCCAGGUUCCCGUCUUACUGUUGUUCCUGCCAUCUGGGGAAGGGACGAGAACCCAGGAGAGCUGGGUUUGCCAGCCCUGUGCGAUCUGAACAGCCCUAUCCCCAAGCUACUCUACGGAGUUAUUUAUUCACAAGCAUUGUACUAUUUUGAUAUUGUAGCCUGCACUGUUCUUGACUUUUUUGUUGGGUUUUUUUUGAUUUUUUUAAAGGUUGCCAAAUAUUUAAGAAGAAAUUGUACAGACAAAGGCGCGGUUUAUCUUAAUACAAAUA